AUGUCGGAGAAGAAGGAUUGUGGUUGUGGCACUGGCCAACAACACUCCACCCUUUUAUGCCCCCCGGGUAACCUGAAAGAAUGUAUCGAUUGGAUUCUUAGGGUGACUAAUAAGGAUAAUGGGCAGAAUGGUGAUCAGAAUGGCAACGGUGCCAAGGAACUUGGAGAGAAGGUAAAGGCGUUACUUGAAAAAGCUAAUGAAGCUGCCAAAAAGAAACUUGAUGAGGAUAAACAAGUGUUCAAUAAAGUAAUAACACAGUUGAAUGGUAAUGGUACAUUGAUCACCGAAUUGGCCAAGAAGUUGGCUACAUUCAUUGGUUACAAUAAUGGUAACUUGAACGGUAGUGGUAUAGGUAACAAAGGUAAUGGUAGUGGUGGUGGUACAAAGUACACGUCUGUUUACAGUGAUAAAGCCACCUGGAAGAAGGAGCAAGCCGCUUCUUGCGCUCGCAUCUUCCUCGGCACUAUCCCCGUAAUUUUUUCAGGGCUAAGUUAUUUGUAUUGGCAGUGCCAUGAAAAUGGUUCUAGGUGGUCCACUCAUAAAAUCACCGGCACCGACACUCUUGGCAUCUAUUUCGCCUCCUGUGGUUAUAAAAGUGAUGACUUGAAAAGUGAUAAGAAAGGUUCGGAUAUCAAAACGUUACUUGACGGUUUCACUGAAUUCAACGGUACUGCCACUUCCACCGUCACCGACGCCUACCCCGUGUACAUCGAAAAAGUACUAACCAACGCCUCUAACAAACCAGAGCAAUACCCCCUCUCCAGCCUCUACAUCGCAUCGCAAUACUAUUUCCAAUCGCAAUUCAACGAUGGCACCCGUGUUCCAACCACCAUCAGAGAAAUGCUCUAUUGGCUCAUGGCUCUACCAUAUAGUGGUUGUUUCCAACAUGCGGAACAGGAAGUUAAGAAUGGUAUAAAUAAGCAUACCAAUGCGGGUGGUAUUAUACCAUUCGAAGGGGGUCCCACCUUAAAGCCUACUGAUCCCCUCGAUUGUCUUAUAUCAACCACUUGCCAUUACACCGCUGUGGUCCUAUCCACUAUCCAAGGGAAAUUGUGUAGUCCCAAUACAACUACAACGACAGAUGAGACAACCAAACCAAAUCCAACCAACAUUCAUGAUAUCUAUUCCAAUUCCCACUUCAAAUUCAAUUACCCGAACACCGUCACCGAUUGGUUCAAUGAACUGUGGGAUGUUGUGUAUGCACUAAUGUCUCAAUUAUAUUUCCUCCGAAGACAAUGUGCAACGAGUAUUGAUAAAGGUUGCGGUUGGCGGUGGUGUAGAUAUGGUAGUGAGAUCAAAUAUCAAAAUAAGAUAGACAGUGAUGGGCCAUUGCAAUCAUGGAUUUGCAAGGGUAUUAAGUGUACUGAUCACACCGGUGGUAGCAAUUGCGCCACUGAACACAAACAAUGCGGCCAAUCCCAUGCCUCCCCCCUCCAAGCUUUCCUUACAGAUUGUCUAACCGGUUUCCGAUGUGACAAACUCCCGAAUAACGGUGGCCCAUACUUAUCCUAUUCCAUUCACCAAUUCCAUCGCAAUUUCAAUCAAUAUUGCCCCGUACCAAUGGGAUUCAAUCACGAAAUGUUAACACACAGCGAUCGCACUGGUGACUAUAUCUAUUGGAUACUAGUUUACUUCACCGAAGAUGACCGUAACUCCGUCACUCUCUACAACACAAUAAGAUGUCUAAUAUGCACCAGCUUACGUACUCCCCGUACAGUCGGUGAUCUUUUUGCUUUCUUCCUCUGUGCUGGGUUUUUCUUGAAAAAUGGUGAUGUCGACAAAAAAAUACCAUGGAGCACUGAAUCUACAAAGUUUACCACCGCAGUUCAAACCCUAGCUAGAACUCAACAUGCCGGUGGCUCCCACUCCGCCGACCUUAACAGCCUCCAUAUCUGCACCACAGGCAAAACCUGUGGCCAAUACCUCCAAUCGCUCUCCUAUAGUAUCUAUCGCAAUAUUUCUAAAACUUUCGCUAUGUCCUAUCUAUCACGUAUUGUGUAUCUCACGGAUGUUUUCGAAAAAGGUCUUGAAGAAUUACUUACAGAGUUCAACAACCUCAGUUGCGAAAAUUGUGUCUGCAAAGGAUGCAAAUCCAACAACAAUUGUCACAUUAACGUUGGCAACUGUCACUGUCCCACCAUCGUCCAAUGUCACAAUGUCCUACCCCUUUUCUUCAAAUUCGGCUUCACAUUUUCAAUGGCCGAUGCAUUGAAUGGAAAAUACAAUGCCAACACCUCCUACAAACGCACCUGCUCCCAAUUCUCCACGCAACUCACAAAAGUCAUCACCGGCGAACCAUUCGAACAACUCCUCUCAGUUAUCAACAAAUUCCUCCUUUGCAUCCGCCAACCCUUCCUCCUGUACCUCCUAACGUUCUGGAUUGUAGCCAUUCUAUACUUCACCUACGGUCUUACAAUACCACUCGACGUUCUACACCUACGUUCACAUUGGAGACCCGCUUUGUCACAUCAAAUAUCGGUGUUGGCGUUAUUAUCACACAAGGCAAUGUCUCCAACAAAGGUUGGAUAUUUCAACCCAUAA
Messenger RNA from Babesia sp. Xinjiang, 2541 nucleotides. RefSeq lists its product as uncharacterized. The record is from RefSeq and is a predicted model, not a curated record. Lineage: Eukaryota; Apicomplexa; Aconoidasida; Piroplasmida; Babesiidae. The transcript has a single exon. Bases 1 to 2541 code for a protein of 846 amino acids.